Messenger RNA from Ictalurus punctatus (channel catfish), 1895 nucleotides. It is a transcript of the gene zpr1, whose product is annotated as ZPR1 zinc finger. Bases 159 to 1508 code for a protein of 449 amino acids. Gene Ontology annotation, molecular function: zinc ion binding. The transcript is spliced from 13 exons. Lineage: Eukaryota; Metazoa; Chordata; Actinopteri; Siluriformes; Ictaluridae. Gene Ontology annotation, cellular component: cytoplasm; nucleus. The record is from RefSeq and is a predicted model, not a curated record.
UACCUUUUGAACCGGAAGUAAUAGCGCGAUCCAUGUGCGCCUGUCUAACACAACUUUUCUAGAUCGUUCUUCGUUACGUAUUUACCUUUCGGACUCGACUCUGGUUUAAUUUUUUUUUUUUUACUUACAACGCACAGCUAACUAGAGUUUCCAAAAUCAUGUCGGCGAUAGGCGAGGAUCGCGUGCGCGGCGUUAUGUUUAAAGACAUCAACGCAGACGAGGAGGACGCUCAGCCCACUGAAAUCGAGAGCUUGUGUAUGAACUGUUACGAGAAUGGAAAGACGCGUUUUCUUCUAACCAAAAUCCCCUUCUUCAGGGAAAUCAUCAUCAGUUCCUUCACAUGUUCCCACUGUCACUGGACCAAUACAGAAAUACAGUCUGCAGGCCGGAUCCAAGAGCAGGGAGUCUGCUACACACUCCACAUAAAGACUAAAGAGGAUCUGAACCGUGAGGUCGUGAAGACGGACAGUGCAACUGUUAGAAUACCUGAGUUGGACUUUGAAAUCCCUGCAUUCACACAGAAGGGUGCACUGUCCACCAUUGAGGGACUCCUCGACAGAGCGGUAGCAGGAUUAGAACAAGAUCAAUCAAUACGGCGGGCCACAGAUCCAGAAGUUGCAGACAAAAUAGAUCAAUUUAUUCAGAGGUUGAAAAAGCUGAAAGAUGUUGAAGAAGAAUUCACACUGAUAAUUAAUGAUCCUUCAGGGAACAGUUUUAUCGAGAAUCCAUUUGCACCACAGAAAGACCAAGCUCUCACUGUAUCUCAUUACAAAAGGACACCUGAGCAAAACACAGCCCUUGGGAUACAGGAAAGUGAACCAGAGCAAGAGGAGAAACCAGAGCAAGAGGAGAAACCUGCCAAUGAUCUGGAGACAAUAAGGAACGAAGUCCUGGUGUUCAACACUAACUGCCCAGAGUGCAACGCUCCUGCCGCAACAAACAUGAAGCUUGUCCAAAUUCCACAUUUCAAAGAAGUUAUCAUCAUGGCCACCAACUGUGACAGCUGUGGACAUCGAACUAAUGAGGUCAAAUCCGGUGGUGCCACAGAGGAGCUGGGAACCAGAAUUACUCUUCACCUCACAGACCCGUCAGACAUGUCACGAGACCUGCUAAAGUCGGAGACGUGCGGUGUGCUGAUUCCAGAACUGGAGUUUGAGCUGGGUAUGGCGAUGUUGGGUGGAAAAUUCACCACUGUGGAAGGGCUCCUUAAGGACAUCAAGGAACUGAUCAUCAUGAAAAACCCCUUCAUUUGUGGAGACAGUGCCGCAUCUGACAUAACUGAGAAACUGGAGCUGUUCGGGAAAAAGAUCGACAAGAUUAUGUCAGGAGAAAUGGAUGCCCACAUCAUCCUGGAUGAUCCAGCAGGGAACAGUUACCUGCAGAACAUUUAUGCUCCAGACCUCGAUCCUGAGAUGAAGAUCGAAAAGUAUGUGCGAACGUUCGAACAGGAUGAAGAGCUCGGAAUAAAUGACAUGAAAACAGAGGGAUAUAGCGAGGCUGAGAAAUGAGACGGAUAUAAACCAGCAGCCAGGGGGUCAAGAUUAGAUAAAGCUAUGAUUUGUUUUGUUAUUAUUGUUUUUAUUCAGGAAGACCUGUAAGAGUAAUUAAGUCAAGUGUACCAAAAAGGGAGAAAAUGCAAGUACUAGCUUGACCUUUAAGUUAAUGCAAAUGCCCUGGUUUCCUUUCAGCUACAUACAAAGAACAUUUUUUUUUUGGUUUUGUACUUGGCUAAACCACCAAAUAUUGUGAAAUUAAGUUAUGUAUUAAAGCCUAUUAUUUAAAUAGCUCUUAAUUUGUUACUAACCUCAUGUGCAUUGAUUUCCUUUAAACCAGGUAAAUAAAUAACUGUACAUAACAUAUGCAUUGUUUGUAUAAUAAACAUGAUAUGAACCGGU